This is a messenger RNA of Drosophila miranda, 552 nucleotides long. RefSeq names its product neo-calmodulin-like. The record is from RefSeq and is a predicted model, not a curated record. The transcript has a single exon. NCBI's taxonomy places the organism in Eukaryota, Metazoa, Arthropoda, Insecta, Diptera, Drosophilidae. Bases 24 to 473 code for a protein of 149 amino acids. Gene Ontology annotation, molecular function: calcium ion binding; enzyme regulator activity.
AAAGAACAAACACACCCUCCGUCAUGGCUGCCACAAACCUAACAUUGGAUCAGAUCGAAGAGAUUCGCGAGGCCUUCCAGGUGUUCGAUCGCGAGAACAAAGGAUGCAUCACCUGCAAGGAGCUGGGAACUGUGAUGCGUUCGCUGGGCCAGAACCCCACCGAGGCGGAGCUGUACGAUAUGAUUGACGAGAUCGAUCUGGACGGGGAUGGGACGAUCGACUUCUCCGAGUUCCUGUACAUGAUGUCGCAACGGAUGGAGGACCUCGGCAGCGAGGAGUCCCUGCUGCUGGGCUUCAAGAUCUUCGAUCGUGACGACAAUGGCUAUAUAAGCACCCUCGAGCUGAAGACCACCAUGAUGAUGCUGGGCGAGAAGGUGACGGACGAGGAGGUGCGCGAAAUCAUGGCCGAAAUCGAUCAGGAUCACGAUGGCAGGAUCAGCUACGCCGAGUUUCUCAGUGCCAUGCGGGGCUAGGCCCGAAAUACUCUACAAAAUUCCAAUCAACAAAUAAAUUCACAUGAAGAGCCCCCUUCCGAGGAACUCUUUUACUUUA